Molecule: messenger RNA, 381 nt
Organism: Geodia barretti
Lineage: Eukaryota; Metazoa; Porifera; Demospongiae; Tetractinellida; Geodiidae
Source: the annotation of a GenBank genome assembly
AUGGUAACCGCCAUGCGAUUGAUGUGGGGAGAAGAAGAAACUCGACAGUGGCUGCUCGACAUGCUGAAGAACGAGCCGGGCGUGUUCCCGAAAAACACGCCGAUCGUUGCAGCCGCGGGCGCAGGUUCAUCAGGAACGGGCGACGACUUCGCCGCACGCAACCUGUUCCUGAAGAACGGUGGGCCGGACAGCCUGGUAAUGGUUGCCGGAGCCGGCAUCCUCGGCACCAGUGAGAACCGCGACAACGCUGAAACGUUCAUGCGAUUCAUGCUCUCGAAGGUAGCCCAGCAGUACUUCGCCGGGCAGCGUUUCGAGUAUCCCCUCGUGGAGGGAGUGAAGGCACCGGCUGCUGCCCCCAAUCGAUACCCUCAACGGCCCUGA